Drosophila rhopaloa is the source of this 1187-nucleotide messenger RNA. Its product is annotated as queuosine salvage protein. The record is from RefSeq and is a predicted model, not a curated record. The transcript has 2 exons. NCBI's taxonomy places the organism in Eukaryota, Metazoa, Arthropoda, Insecta, Diptera, Drosophilidae. The coding region runs from base 106 to 1143 and encodes 345 amino acids.
GUUGCCAGAAUGUUUUAAUCAGAAAUUUCCCAAAUACACCAAACGCCUUUUCUGCCGCCUAAUUUUACAACGCCGCAAUUGGAAAACUUUAACAAAAUUGUUAAAAUGUCUGUCAGCAAACUAAAUCCCCGGGAAUCUGGCGACUAUAUCGUUAAGCAUGCUCAGCAUGUUCGUGUUCUGCCCGCCGGCAUUGAAAAACUAACCCAGGAAAUCGUAAAAGGUCUAAUAGAAAAGCGCAUUUCUGUGGAAAACUUCUCGCAGCACGAAUUGCAUCCUAAUCCGAACACGAAUCAGGCGGAGGAUUAUUCCAAAGCAGCCGAUUGGGUUUUUGUGCUGGACACCCUUAACUUUUGCUUUUGGACACCCAAUAACUAUACGAAAUACAAGGUCGAAGGCUAUACCGGCUACUUUUCGCUUUGUGCCGCUGUGAAAAGAGCCAUCAAAGAAGGUGUGGAUGUGAUCAAUCCCAAGAUCUACUCCACGAUCGACCUGGAAACCCUGGAGAAGAUUUUCCGCUCUGACGAUGGGGAGACCAAUAUUCCCCUGAUUCAAGAGCGCCUUGAUUCACUUCAUGAAGUGGGAAAAGUUCUGAUCGAAAAGUAUAAUGGCAGCUUUGAAAACGUGAUCAAGGCAGCCGAUAAAUCAGCGGUACGACUGCUGGAUCUUAUUGUGGAGGAGUUUGCUUGCUUUCGGGAUGAGGCGGAAUUCGCUGGGAAACGCGUUUCCAUCCUGAAGCGAGCACAAAUCCUGGUGGGCGAUGUGUGGUCCUGCUACAGAGGCCAAGGACUUGGCUACUUCAAGGACAUCGAACAGAUAACAAUGUUUGCAGACUACCGCAUUCCCCAGGUGCUGGUGCACUUUGGUAGUUUGGAGUACAACAAAGAGUUAAUGGAGCUCCUAAAAUCCGACACCAUUUUGGAGAACGGCGAUCCCCGGGAGGUGGAGAUACGCGGCGCAUCCAUAUACAUCAUUGAACAGGUCAGGGAUUCUGUGGUGAAGAUACUCCAGGAGCAACACCCCGAGAUCUCGCUGGAUAAUGUAAACUCCAUUGCGAUCGAUCAGUAUCUAUGGGACUACCGGCGUCAGCAUAAUGCAGAUUUAGAGCACAUCCCAUUCCACAAGGUGCUCAGUAUCUACUACUAGGCAAGGGAGGAAUACCAAUAAAGUCGACGGAUGAGUUUGUUAAA